Drosophila ficusphila is the source of this 2670-nucleotide messenger RNA. RefSeq lists its product as uncharacterized. Gene Ontology annotation, molecular function: chitin binding. Bases 459 to 2114 code for a protein of 551 amino acids. Gene Ontology annotation, cellular component: extracellular region. The record is from RefSeq and is a predicted model, not a curated record. Lineage: Eukaryota; Metazoa; Arthropoda; Insecta; Diptera; Drosophilidae. The transcript is spliced from 9 exons.
CAGUCUCGAGAAACUUAAUCAAUUCCACUGACGAGGAGGCACUACAAAAUCCAUUGCAACAAAUCAGGAUAGUAAUAAAUAAGAUGUACAUCUCGCUUGAGGGAGGAAGAGUUAACAGCUCGGGCAGUGCUGCCAAGCGAGAUGAGAGAGCCAAAGAGAGGAGUUUCUUCGGCUUGCCGCGAUACCAACGUCGAAUCGGAUUCCGAUCCGAUCCCGCCUGUGUUUCAGUUUGUGAUUCGGCUUUCAGUCGGUGGCCGCGCACCAGAGCAACCAGUUAAGUUUCGCACCUGGCCAAGUGAUCGCGAUAUACGCAGUUUUCUUUUCCCCCGCACAGUGAGUGAAUGAGUGAGCAGGGAAAAUCGUGAAAAAUUACAAUCAUUCGACGAAAAUAACUAAUCAUCGUAAUUAUCAAAGAAAGAAAUUUUCAAGCAAAAUUCGAACGAGAAAAAAGUGGCAAAAUGAACUUUUUUGUGAUUGGCUUUCUGAUCAUGCAGGCGGCAAGAUUGGCUUGCGGGACGUGUGUUUUAUCGUCCGAUUUCGGGUUCAUAAUCGAUUGUAACUUCAAAAAGUCUGGACUGUUUCGUGUACGAAAUUUGGGUGGCCUAAAGGCCCAUUUCGGUUUAGGUUUCAGUCUGGGCGACGAGCUGGGCUUCCCGGAAUCGCUGGGCAACACGGAGAGCGAUCGUCGGCGAGCCAUCAGCUACAAGAAUGGAGCCCCGCCCGAUUUGGUGGGCGUGCUGCCCUCCACCCAGCAGCAGGUCAAUCCACCUGUGCAACACCCACUGCCCGAGAAGCGGAUCAGUUCGCGCUCCACCGGAGCGGCGCCCUAUAACCUGCAGCUGGUGCAACAGCAGCAGAAGCUGCAACUGCAGCAGCAGAAGCUGCAACAGCAACUGAAGCUGAAGCAACAACUGCUGCUACUGCAGCAGCAGCAACAGCAACAACAGCAGCAGCAGCAACCACUCAUGACCGAGGCCCGUCCACUGCCCUUGGGAGUGCCCGCCUUCCGCCCGAUUCCCCAGAAGCAAGCGGUCGCCACUCAGGCCUCCGUUUCGGUGCCAACCACGGCGGACAGAAGGGUGGCCGUGGACACGCCGGAGCCCAGGGUCAGCGUCAAUAACAAGCUGAUAAGCGCCAACGAUAAGCCGCACUCGAACCGCACCUUCCACGUGGCCAAUCCGGUGGUGUCCCAGCCUGUGGCCGUGCCCGUGUUCCAGGCGAUGCCCCAGUCGAUCGCCAGGAUCGCCAACGUGGGCAAGGAGCACCGGACGGUGGCCAGUCACCCGAACUACCUGCAGUUCGAGGAGCCCAAGUUCGACCUAAAGGACGUGACUGUCGAGGAGCUGGCUGCCGCCGCCAACGUCACAGUGGACACCAUCAAGCACGCGAUCUACGUGCGGGAGCAGCAGCUGAAGGCCGAGCACCGGGCCCAGCUGGCGGCCAAGUUGCGGGAGGAGUUCAUGCGCACCUCCACAGUGAGGACUACGACCACGACUACGACGACAACCAGUACGCCGCGUCCACAGAAAUCAUUGGCGGAGCACAAGGUGUCCAAGGUGAUGAACGCCCCCAAGGAGUACUAUCCGGUGGGCUACGACAAGAACUUCGACGACAACUUUAAAUCCAAAGUGGACCUGCCGCCCACGAGCUUCUCCUGCGCAAAGCAGAAGCAUUUUCCGGGUCUCUACGCCGACACCGAUCUUGGCUGCAUGGUCUUUCACGUAUGCGCCCUCACCGACGACGGCAUGGUGCGGAAGUCCUUCCUCUGCCCGGAGAACACCCUCUUCGACCAGACGAUCCUCAAGUGCAACUGGUGGUUCUACGUGGACUGCAGCUCCAGCACGAGCGUCUACGACUCGAACAUUCCGAUCUCGAAGAGCUACCAGCUGAUGAAGUCGCUCACCUACUUCUCCAAGUUCGCCGGGGGCCAGCGGCAAGAGCAGGAUGGCGACAAGGACGAGAACGCCCUGGACAUCGAGUCGCUGCGGGAGUCGAUGGAGGGCGUGCUCCGGCGCCAGGAGGAGGCCAAGAAGGCCGAGGAGCAGCGCGCCCUGCCCAAGGAGGACCAUGAGCACGUGGUGCCAGCGGAGGGAGAGCAGCAGCUGACCAACUAGCCUUCACCUGGGCCCAAUCCAACGCUAUCUGAGAUCUAGGUUAAGUGUUCACGAUCGAGCGUUUCUGGUCGGUUAGCCGUACGUAGUCAAAUCCUAUGCUCCAGUCAACGGUUUCAAUAGUCUCAUCCACUUCCUGGGCGGAGAAAAAAUUCCCCGAAACUGCCACCGAUUCGGAUUUGAUUUGGACAUCACAAUCGCCUAUUUGUGGCGCUUCAAAAUUACUUUUAAAAUAUCAAAAUAGUUUUCUUCAUAUCAGCAAGCACAAAGAUCGAAUGGCUACUAAAUGCUGGCAUGAUAUGGUUAAGAUUAUUUUGACUGAAAAUAGUGGACACUGGGGAACUGAUAUUGCUAUGAUUUUUUCUCUGUUUGCCCCAUCACUUACUGUGGCAGCUCCGUGCUCCUGAGCGCCCCUUAGAUGUAGUCCCUUCCUUAGGCGGUUAGUCUCUAGUUAAGUCCCUUCACCAAGUGCAGUUUGGUUCGGGCGGUUAAUUUUAUUACGUUCUAUUUAUUUAUUGUACAAGUAUUUUUCGUCAAUUAAACAUCGUUUUUUACAAGA